AUGGGAGACAUGGGAGAUCCACCAAAAAAAAAACGUCUGAUUUCCUUAUGUGUUGGUUGCGGCAAUCAGAUUCACGAUCAGUAUAUUCUGAGGGUUUCUCCGGAUUUGGAAUGGCAUGCGGCAUGUUUGAAAUGUGCGGAGUGUAAUCAGUAUUUGGACGAGAGCUGUACGUGCUUUGUUAGAGAUGGGAAAACCUACUGUAAAAGAGAUUAUAUCAGGUUGUACGGGAUCAAAUGCGCCAAGUGCAGCAUCGGCUUCAGCAAGAACGACUUCGUGAUGCGCGCCCGCUCCAAGGUGUACCACAUCGAGUGUUUCCGCUGCGUGGCCUGCAGUCGCCAGCUCAUCCCAGGGGACGAGUUCGCACUGCGGGAGGACGGGCUCUUCUGCCGAGCCGACCACGACGUGGUGGAGAGGGCCAGCCUGGGGGCCGGCGACCCGCUCAGCCCCCUGCACCCGGCGCGGCCGCUGCAAAUGGCAGCCGAGCCCAUCUCCGCCCGGCAGCCGGCCCUACGGCCCCACGUCCACAAGCAGCCCGAGAAGACCACCCGCGUGCGGACUGUGCUGAACGAGAAGCAGCUGCACACCUUGCGGACCUGCUACGCCGCAAACCCCCGGCCUGACGCACUCAUGAAGGAGCAACUGGUGGAGAUGACCGGCCUCAGCCCGCGCGUGAUCCGGGUCUGGUUUCAGAACAAGCGGUGCAAGGACAAGAAGCGGAGCAUCAUGAUGAAGCAGCUCCAGCAGCAGCAGCCCAAUGACAAAACUAAUAUCCAGGGGAUGACAGGAACUCCUAUGGUGGCCGCCAGUCCAGAGAGACACGACGGUGGCUUACAGGCAAACCCAGUGGAGGUGCAAAGUUACCAGCCGCCUUGGAAAGUCCUGAGUGACUUCGCCUUGCAGAGUGACAUAGAUCAGCCUGCUUUUCAGCAACUGGUCAAUUUUUCAGAAGGAGGACCCGGCUCUAAUUCCACUGGCAGUGAAGUGGCAUCGAUGUCCUCUCAGCUCCCAGAUACACCUAACAGCAUGGUAGCCAGUCCUAUUGAGGCAUGA
Molecule: messenger RNA, 1050 nt
Organism: Equus quagga
Lineage: Eukaryota; Metazoa; Chordata; Mammalia; Perissodactyla; Equidae
Gene: ISL1
Product: ISL LIM homeobox 1
Exons: 6
Coding region: 1-1050 (349 amino acids)
Biological process (GO): axonogenesis; neuron fate specification; positive regulation of transcription by RNA polymerase II
Cellular component (GO): nucleus
Molecular function (GO): DNA-binding transcription factor activity, RNA polymerase II-specific; cis-regulatory region sequence-specific DNA binding
Source: RefSeq, a predicted model, not a curated record